Symbiodinium sp. CCMP2456 is the source of this 1436-nucleotide messenger RNA. The record is from the annotation of a GenBank genome assembly. Lineage: Eukaryota; Dinophyceae; Suessiales; Symbiodiniaceae.
GUGUUGGUGAUCAGAAGUCGCCGCCCCGAGGCCACAGAGACUUUGAUCUCGGAUCACUGGUGUGCUACCUUGACGUGCAUCCUGGAGCUCAGCCUUUACGGCCUUUAUCUGCAGAGCCCGCCCGCCAAGCAUGGUGCCCUGUUGGUGGACACGACAGGAUCCAAGGCUGAUGCAGACCUGCAGGAGAGGAUCAAACAAGAGAUGAGGCAAGAGUGGGCCUUGGUUCUGGAGAUGGAGGAUGAUGUGGCCUCUCGGGAGAUCCUCUACAAGACGUGUCCAUGGGUGGGCUACAUGUGCUUUCGCGAGGUCCCGACGUUUUUGUCAGAAAAGGGCUGGAAACUUGAUGCUGCAGGGCGAGAGCUCUUGGAAGCCUGGCAUCCGACAACUGGAAUGUCCGCGAAUGUCGAAGACAUUUUUGCCAGCAUUCAAGACAGCGAUGAUCUGGACAUGGACCAAAUCCUCAAGCCCUUCGAAUCCACCACGCCCUUCAACCAUUGCAAGAGCCAGCUGAAUUGGUUCAAUGGUUUCCUGGAAGCCAAAAGGCUGGGCAAGAACAUCGUGGAGGCCCUUGCUUUGAGGGAGCUUGACAUCGUUUUCGAGGGCAGUUUGCCGAAGCGGACCGUGGAUGAGACCAGAGUUUGGGCCGGCGAGGCCGCCACCACUGAGUGGUCCGAUGGUCUUAAAGACGGCGAGAGUGUCAAGGUCUUGUCCCUCGUCAGUGGCACGAAGCCCGUCGGCAAGAAACCGGUCAAGAAGAUGCUGCUGGAUGUGGGCGAGGCUGAAGUCUUCGACUACACGCUUCACUGGGCGACCGGCCCGCUGGUGACCAAAGUGGGCUUCGCAUGCUUUCUCCGCAGAAGCAUGAAGGGGGUGUCGGUUCUGGUUUUCCUCAUCAAGACCGCAGCGAUCGUGAAGCUCACCUCCGACAACUUGUCCUGCUUGCUGCAGCGAUAUGGUGUGGCGACUCGCAAGAACUGCACGAAAUCUUUUAAGAUCCGGCAGUUGAUGAAGCUGCAGGAAGUGACUGAAGCCUGCACAGCACAGCAGCUGGAGGCCUUGGAGAAGAUGCUCACUGAAAUGGAUGCCAAGCGAAGAAAGGACAGGACGACUCCCGAGAAGGAUGAUGGAAGCGACCAGGAGGUCCCAGACGAGAACUUCGGCGACAUGGAUGAUCCGGCCGUGGACUUUGCCCAGCAAAUGCUCCGGGAGAUCGAGGAUGAGGAGGAAGACGAGCCGGAGGAGGCCGCUGGGGCGGCUGGCAGCGACCAGGUCGAAGGAGAGCGGCUGCGAGACAGCAGAAGGGCACUGGCCUCUUGCAAUGCUGUUCCUGGAUGGCUCUCCGAAAAGUAUGCGAUGCCGAGCGACUGCACUGUGAUCCACGUCGUGCACACGGGGCGAACUCUGCCACACUUUCAGAUUCGCCUCGGCGGCGGCAG